AUGAGGCCCCUCUCUUCUUCCGCUGCUCUCGUCGUCUCCUUCCUUUCGACCCUUUCCGUCGUCGUCUGCCUCCUCUACGCCGCCUCCGUGUCUUCUUCUAUCUCCACAUCUCCCUCGACCUCGACCUCAGCGAACAAGACCACCCUCCAUGUCACCGCUCUCACCAACCACGCGGCCCCCCCGUACCUGGCCCGCGUGCAGUGCUGGGCCCUCGCCGCCCCCUUCGCCGUCUACCCGACGGUCGGACGCGCGGUGGACCUCGGCGACGUCGACAACGUCACGUACGUGGUGCUCCCGCCGCGCAGCGGGGAGGGAUGGCAUCGUCCGCCCCACGCCAUGUUUUUCGUCCUGUUGAGUGGGUUGGCGCAGGUUUAUGUUCCGCGUCGUCGUCAUCUUCUUGCCGGUGACGGCCUUGGAAAUGGCGAGGCCGUUGGAGGGCGAGGAGAUCACGUCCAUGUCCACGUCCAUGGCAAUGACUAUGACUACGACGACGACGACGAGUCAGGGUAUGAGCGGCGGUUCGAGAGUUCGGGGUCGAGGCUGGACCUGGGUUUGGAUUUUGAAUUGGACCACGACAAGGACGGUGGUGGCGGCGACCACCACCAAAACCAACAGCAGCAGCCCCUCCUCCCUGGUCAGCAGCGGCACCCGCACCCGGACGACCCAGCCUGGGAGACCAUCACCAUCACGCCGGGCUCGCCGCAGCAGAUCCUCGUCGCCGCGGACACGGACCCGCGCGCCCGGGGCCACCUGACCUUUUACCCGGGCGACGGCGAGACCGUGGCGCUGCAGAUUCCGUUCAGCAGGGACGCGGCUGAGGGGCCCGCGCACGCCGUCGUGCACGAGGGGGCGUGUCGGGGUGAUGAAUGA
Molecule: messenger RNA, 870 nt
Organism: Fonsecaea erecta
Lineage: Eukaryota; Fungi; Ascomycota; Eurotiomycetes; Chaetothyriales; Herpotrichiellaceae
Exons: 1
Coding region: 1-870 (289 amino acids)
Source: RefSeq, a predicted model, not a curated record